UUAUAAAAGAGCAUUUUAGCCAAAAAAGGAAGUGCUGUAAAUUCAGACCUAGGAAAUGAAACUAAAACUAAGUCCUCCUUCUUCCUUCCCCGCACCUCCCAGUUAGGCAGUUAGGCACACCCUGUCGUCUUCAAGCCAAUUAAAGCUUGUGUUGAAGUAGAUAAAGAAAAUAAAUAGACUUUCAUUAAAACUAUAAUGAAGAAAAUAUUUUUCUCUAGCAUUGGAGAAGGAAGAAAACACAGAUAUCAGAUGUUUUCUGCACCAAAAGAGAUGAUCUUCCCCUCAUUUAUGUAAAAGAAAAUUGCAAGGCAAUCAGGUGGGAAAGUCGGUGGCCUUCUGUGAUCUACUACAUCACUGCAAGAAGUGGGACACCUUCCAUUUAUUCUAGAGUCAGUUUUGGUAUCAGAAUGGCAAAACAACUGAACCUUCCGGAAAAUACAGAUGACUGGACAAAAGAGGAUGUAAAUCAGUGGUUAGAAAGUCAUAAAAUUGAUCAAAAACACAGGGAAAUUUUGACUGCACAAGAUGUGGAUGGAAAGAUCUUGAAGUGGUUAAAAAAAAAAGAUCUUGUUGAUAUGGGCAUAACACAUGGACCAGCUAUACAAAUAGAAGAACUAUUCAAAGAAUUGCUGAGAACUUCUUCUGAAAAUUCUAUUCAGACAUCUAAGAGGGGGAAAGGCAGUAAAAAUGUUCCUAAAAAACAAACUUUGAUGGAAAAGGAAAGUAGAGAAACUUCACAACAAAAACAACAGGAUAAAGAGAACACAGAUAUGACUAAUGCCUCUACAAUGAGUACAGUUGCUAAAGGUUCUAAGUCACUAAAAAGUGAGCUCAUCGGAGAAGAAAUAGACAACACAAAGGAAAAGCAGCCAUCCGUAGAACUGACAUGUAUAGCAUACCCUUUUGAUGAAUUCAGUAAUCCGUAUCGUUACAAAUUACAUUUUAGUCUACAGCCCGAAACAGGACCACGCAAUCUCAUUGAUCCAGUACAUGAAUUCAAAGCCUUCACAAAUACAGAAACAGCCACAGAAAAAGAUGUUAAGAUGAAAUUUAGUAAUGAGGUUUUCCGGUUUGCUUCAGCUUGUAUGAAUUCACGUACCAAUGGCACCAUUCAUUUUGGAGUCAAAGACAAACCCCAUGGAAAAAUUGUUGGUGUGAAAUUCACCAGUGUUACCAAGGAAGCCCUCAUCGACCACUUCAAUCUGAUGAUACACCAAUAUUUUGAAGACCAUCAGGUCCAACAAGCAAAGAAGUGCAUUCGAGAGCCAAGAUUUGUGGAAGUUUUACUGCCAAAUAGCAUUCCAUCUGACAGAUUUGUUAUAGAAGUAGAUGUCAUUCCACAAUAUUCUGAAUGUGAACAUGAUUAUUUCCAGAUUAAAAUGCAAAAUUGCAACAACAAAACAUGGGAACAAAGUCCAAAAUACUCAGUCUUUGUAAGACAUGGGGCCAGCUCUAAGGACAUCACGAAAAAAGAAGCUGAUUUCAGAGAAUUUAAAUUAGAUUUAAAAACACUGGCAGAGUCCAGGAAAGAAGCAGAAGAAAAAUUCAGAAUGAAAACAAAUAAAAAAGAGAGUGAGGGACUAAAGCUGGUUAAACUGUUGACAGGAAAUCAGGAUUUGUUAGACAAUUCAUACUAUGAAUGGUACAUUCUUGUAAUAAAUAAAUGCCAUCCAGAUCAAACAAAACACUUAGAUUUCCUAAGGGAAAUUAAAUGGUUUGCUGUGUUGGAGUUUGAUCCUGAAUCUGAGAGCAAUGGAGUGGUCAAAGCUUACAAAGAAAGCCGAGUAGCAAACCUUCACUUUCCAAGUCUAUACAUAGAAGGGAAUACCACACCAAAUGAGAAGAUUUCUACUCUGAAUCUUUACCAGCAACCCAGCUGGAUUUUCUGCAAUGGCAGGUCAGACCUUGACAGUGAAAAAUAUAAGUCCUUAGAUCCAAGAUCGUGGCAAAAAGAAAGAGCUUCUGAUGUCAGGAAAGUUAUUUCAUUUCUUACACAUGAAGACAUAAUGCCAAGAGGAAAGUUUUUGGUGGUCUAUCUAUUACUCUCACCCAUAGAUGACCCAGGAGACCCUCUCAUUGAGACUUUCUGUGCUUUCUACCAAGAUCUCAAUGGAAUGGAAAAUAUACUGUGCCUUUGUGUACACCCACACAUAUGUCAGGGAUGGAAAGACCACCUUGAAGCAAGAUUAUUUAAACAGGAAGAGGAAUUUUCAAACCAAUGUAUUUCUGCUUUAAAUCUUGAAGAGAUCAAUGGCACUAUUCUUAAACUAAAAUCUGUGACUCAAUCUUUAAAGAGACUUUUGCCAUCUACUGGUUUGGCGACUGUCCUUCUGAAAAAGGAAGAAGAUAUCAUGACUGCUCUGGAAAUUGUCUGUGAAAAUGAAUGUGAAGGUACACUCUUGGAGAAGGACAAAAAUAAAUUCCUUGAAUUCAAGGCAUUGAAAGAGGAAGAUUUCUAUCGAGGUGGCAAAGUAUCAUGGUGGAACUUCUACUUUUCUUCUCAGAGCUAUUCUUUACCUUUUGUCAAAAGGGAUAAAUAUGAAAAACUUGAAGAAAUGAUUCAAAACUGUGCAGAUUCUUCUAAAUCAGUAUGUGCCAAAAUUAUUCAUUUGUAUCAUCAUCCAGGCUGUGGGGGAACUACCUUGGGUAUGCAUAUUCUCUGGGAACUAAGGAAGAAAUUCAGAUGUGCCGUGCUAAGAAACAAGACGGUGGAUUUUUCUGAAAUUGGAGAACAGGUAACCAAUUUAAUCACAUAUGGAGCAACAAACCAUCAGAAUUACUUACCUGUACUGCUCCUUGUUGAUGAUUUUGAAGAACAAGAGAAUGUCUAUCUUCUGCAGGCCUCUAUUCAAACAGCUGUAACUAAAAAGUACAUUCGAUAUGAGAAACCUCUAGUGAUUAUCCUAAAUUGCAUGAGAUCACAAAAUCCUGAAAAUAGUGCAAAGAUCCCAGACAGUAUUGCUGUAAUACAACAACUAUCUCCCAAAGAACAGAGAGCUUUUGAGCUUAAAUUGAAAGAAAUCAAAGAACAGCAUAAAAACUUUGAAGAUUUUUAUUCCUUCAUGAUCAUGAAAACCAAUUUCAAUAAAGAGUACAUAGAAAAUGUGGUCAGGAAUAUCCUGAAAGGGCAGGAUAUUUCCACCAAGGAAGCAAGGCUUUUUUCUUUCCUGGCUCUUCUUAACUCUUAUGUGCCUGAUACUACCAUUUCACUAUCACAGUGUGAAAAGUUCUUAGGAAUUGCAAACAAGAAGGCUUACUGGGGGACAGAAAAAUUUGAACACAAGAUGGGCACCUACUCCACAAUUCUGAUAAAAACAGAGGUGGUAGACUGUGGGAUCUACUGUGGAGUGCGCAUCAUUCACCCUUUGAUCGCACUUCUCUCACUGGAAGAAUUGAAGAAAAGCUAUCACUUGGAUAAAAGUAAAAUUAUGUUGGAUAUGCUAACAGAAAAUUUGUUCUAUGAUACUGGUAUAGGAAAAAGCAAAUUUCUCCAAGAUAUGCAAACACUCCUGCUCACAAGACACCGUGAUGAACAUGAAAGUGGAACGGGAAAUUGGUUUUCCCCAUUUAUUGAAGCAUUACAUAAAGAUGAAGGAAAUGCAGUGGUUGAAGCUGUCUUGCGUGAAGGUAUCCGUAGGUUCCACCUAAAUGCAUUCAUCUGCCAAGCCUUAGCAAGACAUUUCUACAUCAAAGAGAAGGACUUUAGCAAUGCUCUGCAUUGGGCAAAAGAAGCAAAAAAGGUAGAACCUGACAAUUCUUAUAUCUCAGAUACACUGGGUCAAGUCUACAAAAGCAAAAUAAGAUGGUGGUUAGAGGAUAAUGAAAGAAACAGGAACAUUUCAGUUCAUGUUCUAACUGAUCUUUUGGAUUUGGCAGAACAUGCCUCAAAUGCAUUCAAAGAAUCUCAACAGCAAAGUGAAGACAGACAAUAUGAAGUGAAGGAAAGGUUAUACCAGAAGUCGAAAAGAAGAUAUGAUACUUACAAUAUAGCUGGUUAUCUAGGAGAGAUAGAAGUUGGGUUUUACACAAUCCAGAUCCUCCAGCUCAUUCCUUUCUUUGACAAUAAAAAUGAACUAUCUAGAAGAGAUAUGGUCAAUUUUAUAUCAGGAAGUAGUGAUAUUCCAGGGCAUCCGAACAAUGAAUUUAAAUUAGCCCUCAAGAACUUUAUUCCUUAUCUAACUAAUUUGCAACAGUCUUUGAAAAAGUCCUUUGAUUUUUUUGAUGAAUAUUUCGUCCUUCUAAAACCCAGAAACAACAUUAAGCAAAAUGAAGAGGCCAAAACUCGGAAAAGGGUGGCGAUGUGUUUUCAUAAGUAUGUAGAUAUAUUUUGUCCCUUGGAGGAAUCACAAAACAUAGAUUCUGGAUCAAAGCUCAGUGAGCCACUUCAAGUGGAGAGGUAUCGGAAAAGGCUAGUAGCUUUAAAAGCAGACAAGUUUUCUGGGCUCCUGGAAUAUCUUAUCAAAAGUCAAGAAGAUGCUAUAAGCACCAUGGAAGAGAUAGUAAACAAAUAUACUUUUCUCUUAGAACAAUGCACUGUCAGAAUCCAGCCAAAAGAAAAGCAAAAUUUCAUCUUGGCCAAUAUCAUUCUCUCCUGUAUUAAACCUACCUCCAAAUUAGUAAAGCCAAUUAAAAAACUGAAAGAUCAGCUUCGAGAAGUCUUGCAAACAUUAGGAAUGGCUUCUCGAUAUUCAGAGCCUUAUUUCCUAGCUUCCCUCUUAUUCUGGCCAGAAAACCAACAACUAGAUCCAGAUUCUAAACAAAUGAACAAGUAUGUUCAAUCAUUGGAAAAUUCUUUCAAGGGGCAAUAUAAACGUAUGCAUCGUACAAAGCAACCAAUUGCAUAUUUCUUUCUUGGAAAAGGUAACAAUAUGAACAGACUUGUUCACAAAGGAAAAAUUGAUCAAUGCUUUGGAAAGACCCCUGAUUUUAAUUCCUUGUGGCAGAGUGGAGAUGUAUGGAAGGAGAAAAAAGUCCAAGAACUUUUGCUUCGUUUACAGGGACGAGCUGAAAAUAAUUGUGUAUACAUAGAAUAUGGAAUCAAUGAAAAAAUCACAAUACCCAUCACACCCACUUUCUUAGGCCAACUUAGAAGUGGCAGAAGCAUAGAAAAAGUGUCUUUUUACCUGGGAUUUUCCAUUGGAGGCCCACUUGCUUAUGACAUUCAAAUUGUUUAAGAGCCUGAUCUUCUCCCUCCAAGAAUGUCAUCUCAGUAUCACCUAAUUUUUUUUAGAUCCCAUACCCAUAAUUUAAAUUGGAAAAUUUCUGCCUGGAGUCACUCCACAAGUUUUAGUUGACUUUAUACAGAGCUAUCUCUUUUGGAGUCUUGCUUUCCUGGGUGAUUCUUUUGAAUUCAAAUUAAACCAGUUUAGGCAGAUGUUCUCUCCCCCAUGACCUACCUUUGGUGAAAAAAAUAAUAAAAAAUAAACCUCUUUCAGAUGUUUGCUCUACCAUUGGUAGGGAGUGCAGCUAAUUUCCAGUCUCCAGUCUUGGGGACAACAUGCCUCCUAAAAUCAGGGGGCCACAGGUCAAACUCUCCAAGUGAACCUCUUGAAGGCCCCCUCUCUCUAAGCUCGAAAUGACAUUCUCAUGGGGUUUUGGGAGAACUUUUUCCAAAAGAAUCUCUUCAUAAACCCUUAUUUUCUCAAUGCCAGCAAUGGGUUUAGCCUGUGGGUUAAAUCAGGCCUAUUGCUUGUCUUUAUAAAUAAAGUUUAAUUGAAAUAUA
This is a messenger RNA of Lemur catta (Ring-tailed lemur), 5722 nucleotides long. Its product is annotated as sterile alpha motif domain-containing protein 9-like. NCBI's taxonomy places the organism in Eukaryota, Metazoa, Chordata, Mammalia, Primates, Lemuridae. Gene Ontology annotation, molecular function: protein binding. Bases 408 to 5174 code for a protein of 1588 amino acids. Gene Ontology annotation, cellular component: cytoplasm. The transcript has 3 exons. The record is from RefSeq and is a predicted model, not a curated record.